This is a messenger RNA of Penicillium bovifimosum, 1317 nucleotides long. RefSeq names its product mannose-1-phosphate guanylyltransferase. Gene Ontology annotation, biological process: biosynthetic process. The coding region runs from base 1 to 1317 and encodes 438 amino acids. The transcript has 4 exons. Gene Ontology annotation, cellular component: cytoplasm. Gene Ontology annotation, molecular function: transferase activity. Lineage: Eukaryota; Fungi; Ascomycota; Eurotiomycetes; Eurotiales; Aspergillaceae. The record is from RefSeq and is a predicted model, not a curated record.
AUGCUUCAAGUACCAUUGCGGGAAAACCACCAGGCUUCCACCAAGGCCGUGAUCUUGGUCGGAGGCCCCUCAAGAGGCACACGAUUCCGACCAUUGUCGCUCGAUGUACCCAAGCCGCUAUUCGAAGUCGCCGGUCACCCCAUCAUCCACCACUGCCUAAAGGCGGUGGCGAAGGUCGACGAUGUGCGCGAAGUCAUUUUGGUCGGAUACUACGACGAGAGCGUAUUCCGGGAUUUCAUCAAGGAUGCAUCAAAGGAAUUCCCCCAGCUCCGCAUCCUCUACUUGCGCGAGUACACAGCUUUGGGCACCGCAGGUGGCCUGUACCACUUCCGCGAUGCGAUCCUCAAGGGCAAGCCAGAGCGCCUGCUCGUGCUGAACGCCGACGUCUGCUGCUCGUUCCCGCUGGGUGAGAUGAUGCGAUUGUUCGACGAGAAGGAUGCCGAGGCGGUGAUUCUGGGUACACGGGUGUCGAACGAGACCGCGACAAACUUCGGAUGCAUCGUGUCCGACUCGCACACCAAGCGUGUGCUGCACUACGUCGAGAAACCUGAAUCGCACAUCUCCAACCUGAUCAACUGUGGCGUCUACCUCUUCGCUACCGAAUGCAUCUUCCCCGCCAUCCGUAGUGCCAUCAAGCGCCGCACCACCCGACCCCGCCUCCUCUCGUACCCCUCCUCCGACAACCUGGAGUCCUCCUUCAUCGCUACCGGAGACGACGAGGACGCCGCGAAAAGCGAGGUUCUCCGUCUGGAACAGGAUAUCCUCUCCGAUUUGGCCGACAGCAACCGCUUCUUUGUCCACGAGACCAAGGACUUCUGGCGCCAGAUCAAGACCGCCGGCUCUGCCGUCCCUGCUAACGCCCUCUACCUCCAGAAAGCAUUCCAGGCCGAGUCCACCGAGCUCACUCCUCCCUCCGCCACCAUCGUUCCUCCGGUCUACAUCCACCCCACUGCCACCGUCGAUCCCACUGCCAAGCUCGGUCCGAAUGUCUCGAUCGGCCCGCGUGUCGUGGUCGGCGCCGGUGCCCGUAUCAAGGACUCGAUUGUCCUUGAGGACGCCGAGAUCCGCCACGACGCCUGCGUGAUGCACUCAAUCAUCGGCUGGAGCAGUCGUGUCGGUGCCUGGGCUCGUGUGGAGGGUACGCCCAUUCCCGUGGGCAGCCACUCCACCAGCAUCGUCAAGCAGGGUAUCAAGGUGCAGAGCAUUACGAUCCUCGGCAAGGAGUGUGGUGUCGGUGACGAGGUCCGCGUGCAGAACUGCGUGUGUCUGCCGUACAAGGAGCUUAAACGGGAUGUGUCUAACGAGGUCAUUAUGUAA